AUGAGUUUCAGUGCUUCUCUCAACCUCACGCCCGGAAACGUUUCGGCGUCAGCCAGUGUCGGACCUCCUAAGAUGAUGGGCUGGAUCCCGCUGGAUCACACCGUCAUGCACGACUGGCUCGAGGACAAGUUGAAGGAAGUCAGAAGCGUCGACGUUAAGGAGCGUCGCUUUGCCCGCUCGGAGAUCUUGAAUGACUUCGCGUAUGACAUCCGCAAGAGCAAGGAGCUGCGUCUUUACUUUGGUGCCAUGUUCGAGCAGAUUCCCGACAACCGAUGCAAAAUAACCGACUAUGAAGAAAUGCUCGACAUCUUCGAUCUCCUGCUGAAAACCGCGCCUAAAUACGAGGGCUCGGACGACGUUCCCAUCGGCGUUCCUUUCUAUGUCACCCUCCACCAGGCCCUCAGCCAGCCCACGGGAUUUAGCGCAUUUGCCAACGAUAGGGUGAACUACCACCUCAAGCGCAUCUUCGACAAGUGGGCCGAGCUGCUCAACUCCCCAUUGUCCACCGAUGUCCUACACUCCGGCCCUAAUGGCUGGUUUGGCGAGCGGGCGAUGGCCAAGUACGCCGGUUCAUUCGAAGAGCUCUUCGUCUGCGAUAAGACUAAGCCUGCGUGGGGUUUCAAGUCCUGGGACCACUUCUUCACGCGCGAGUUCCUCCCUCACGUACGCACCAUCCCUGACGACGUCGCCGCCGACGCGAGCGCGAUCGUGGCGGCAUGCGAGUCGCAGCUGUACUUCCAGGGCGGCGACCUCAAGGCGACGGACCGGUUCUGGCUCAAGGGCCAGAUCUACUCCCUCGCGGAUAUGCUACGCACCGCAGACGGCGAAGCACGUUUCGUUGAGCGGUUCCUUGGCGGUACGGUCGUGCAGGGUUUCUUGAGCCCGAUGGAUUACCACAGGUGGCACGCGCCCGUGGACGGCACGGUCGUGGCGGCGUACAACGUGCCCGGGACGUACUACGCUGCAUUCCCGCCCACCUCCGAGGGCACGUCGCUGCUCGAUAACCAGGGCUUCUUGACGGCGUUCGCUACGCGUGCGUUGGUUUUUAUUGAGGCGGAUAACCCGACGAUUGGAAUGGUGUGCCUCAUUGCGGUUGGCAUGGCGGAGGUGUCAACAUGCGAGGUGACCGUCCAGGCGAAGGAUACUGUCAGGAAGGGUGACCAGCUUGGUAUGUUCCACUUCGGAGGGUCCUCGCAUUGCUUGUUGUUCGGCCCGCAGGUGAAGCUUGACUUCGCGUGCAACGUGGAUGACAAGAUCACGCUGAGGUCGCAGAUUGCGACGGCGAAGCCCAAGAACUAAGGAUGAUAUAUGGUAUUGAUGUUUUG
Molecule: messenger RNA, 1325 nt
Organism: Coniophora puteana RWD-64-598 SS2
Lineage: Eukaryota; Fungi; Basidiomycota; Agaricomycetes; Boletales; Coniophoraceae
Exons: 3
Coding region: 1-1299 (432 amino acids)
Biological process (GO): phosphatidylethanolamine biosynthetic process
Cellular component (GO): mitochondrion
Molecular function (GO): phosphatidylserine decarboxylase activity
Source: RefSeq, a predicted model, not a curated record